Clonostachys rhizophaga is the source of this 450-nucleotide messenger RNA. Lineage: Eukaryota; Fungi; Ascomycota; Sordariomycetes; Hypocreales; Bionectriaceae. The record is from the annotation of a GenBank genome assembly.
AUGGCCGUCAACCAAAGCGAGGCUCAGCAAUUCUCUAUCCCGCUGCCACGAUCACUCGACACGCGCAUCCAUCUACGCCUGUCGACGCGCGCCAAAGCCAUUGUUCUCUCACUCGCUACGGCAUCUCAGGACGAUGCUGCUUCCACGGCCGCCAUGGGCUCCUUCGUCUAUGCGUUGCCCAAUAGAUACGAUGCAAAUCAGCCCUUAUCCACCAUCCUCUUCUCGAAUGAGUCUACCUUGGAAUUCACAACCCGUCUGGCCAAGCUCCUCGCACGGAGGACAGGCCUGCCGACGUACGUGACCAACUCGGUGAGCUUUGCCAAUGCGGGGAUGGGAGGCACGGUGGAGGAGGAGAUGGAGGGCUUCAAGAACAUCGUAGAUGUCACCCUUGCCAAGAUCCAGGCUGCAGGCGUCGGGGCAGGGGACAGGAAUGGGAUUUCGUCUUCUUGA